This is a messenger RNA of Lates calcarifer (barramundi perch), 5386 nucleotides long. It is a transcript of the gene arhgap29a, whose product is annotated as Rho GTPase activating protein 29a. The transcript is spliced from 23 exons. NCBI's taxonomy places the organism in Eukaryota, Metazoa, Chordata, Actinopteri, Centropomidae. Gene Ontology annotation, biological process: activation of GTPase activity; signal transduction. Gene Ontology annotation, molecular function: GTPase activator activity. Gene Ontology annotation, cellular component: cytoplasm. The record is from RefSeq and is a predicted model, not a curated record. The coding region runs from base 352 to 4413 and encodes 1353 amino acids.
UAAGAGAGAACUACACACACACACACACACACACACACUAAUCACAAAUUAGACUGAGGCAGCAUCACAUGGAGAGAGGAGGCGGUUGAACAGAUAGGAGCAGAGCCGGACAGAGACACAGACGGAGACGGAGGUUUAGGACUCAGCUCUGGGCGAGAGGAGGAACAGCACCGCGGUGUUUGUGGAUUUAUUUGUUUUCCGUCGCUGUUUCAGGAUUUUGUUCGGCUGAGAUGUUUCAGGACCCAGCAGCAGCAUCCUCCAUCCCUGUUGUGGUGCAGCGCUUCAUCUGAGAACAGAGCUGAACAGAGGGACAACAGUCACCAGGCCUUAGGGCCACUACACCAUUAAAACAUGCUGGCUGCCAUGCUGCGCCAGAGUUCUGGUGGAGGAUCGGGUGGAGGAGGAGGAGGUAGUGGUGGUGGUACCAAACUCUCUCUGGGUAUCUCUCGCCUCUCUAGCUCCAGUUUGGGUUCAGCAAGCCCUGCGAGGAUCUCCAAGAGCGGCUCGGCGAGCUCGGACAGCCCAGACAUCCCCGCCUCAGACCCAAACUACAUCAUGCAGCUGGUCAGCGACGUGCGCAAGUUUGCUGAUGUGCUUCUACAGCUCAAAGAAGUUUUCAACUCCAAAGAGCACCAGGACUGCCUCCAUCAGGCGGUCCACGAGCGACUCGGGGAGCUGCUGAGAGUCCUGAAGGCCAUUAUCAGCAAGCACCAGAGCCUCAACUCGGUGGACAUCCUCAGUACGGCUGGAACCGUCAUCGCCACGGUCAAAGGAGUGAACUUUAAGGAGGUGAACGAAGACAACAAACAGAAGCUUUUCGGAGAGAUCUACACUGCUAUCGACACAUUGGCAUUCACAUUUGGCAAUGUAGUGUCUGACUUCCUUAUGGGAGAUGUAGAGAAUGGAUCAGUGUUGGGGCUCCCCCUGACUAAGAGAAGCAGGUCUUUUGAGAACCUCUCGGUGGAAUCUGGAGGAUCCGGUCCCGAGAAAGAUGAUCCGCCAGGACCGUGUCCGCCUGUUCGGGCUGAAGAGGUGGACAAGACGCUGCAGCGGCAGGACAGUGGGGUGGAGUCAGCGCUGCUCUAUGCCAAGGCCUGGUCCAAGUACACCAAAGAGCUGCUGGCAUGGGUGGAAAAACGUCUCAACAUGGAUAUCGAGUGUGCAAAGAGUUACGCCAAAAUGGCCGAAUCUGCCAAGACGCUUGCAAGUCAGCAGGAAUUCAUGCCUUUCCGCGAGAUCUACAUGGCUGCUUUCAAAAAUGACAUUGAAUACAGCCAGUUGGUACUUCACACUGCAGCAGUACUCCAAAGCAACAAAUUCAUGCAGCCUCUCCUGGCCAGAAAGAAUGAGUUGGACAAACUACGAAAAGAGGUCAAGGAGCAGUGGCAGAGAGAGCAAAAGAAGAUGCACGAGGCAGACAGUGCUCUGAGGAAGGCUCGGCUGCUGCAGGUCCAGCGGCAGGAGGAAUAUGAGAAGGCCAAGGUGUCCACCAGCCGCCUGGAAGAGGAGCAGCUCGGAGGGGGAGGAGGAGCAGCGGCAGCUAAACAGCUAGAGAAGAGGCGCAGGCUGGAGGAGGAGGCUCUGCAGAAGGCUGAGGAGGCCAAGGAGCACUGCAAAGCUUGUCAGAUUGAUGUCGGAGAGAAGAGAGUGGAUCUGGCCAACACCAAGAGCGAGAUCAUCACUCAGAUCCGAGAGAUGGUCUCUCAGUGUGACCUCACCCUCAAGGCUGUGACUGUGAACUGGUUCCAGCUCCAGCAGGCUCAGGUUGUGUCCCUACCUGUCAACCAUCAGAGUCUGUGUGAAAAUGCCAAACUGUAUGAGCCUGGCCAGUGCUACAUCGACUUUGUCAGGGGUCUGCCGACCGACGGGCCUCGUCUGGAGUCGCACUCAUUUGAUUCCACUGUUACACAAACCACAGGGAUGCCUUUCAACAAGCGCUCACUAAGUGGCUGCCACUCGUCCCACAGUAACCUAUCACAAGGAUCCAUGACCUCUGACCUGCUUGGUGGAGAUGACAUGGACAGUCCCAUCAGUGCCCAGCAUACCAAGGUUGCAGAAAGGCACAGUGGCACAGACAUCCAAGCACUUCGGACUCAGGCCCCAUUUCGUCCCUGGGCCUCGGCCAGUCAGGGUGGAGGGAUGUGCAGCGAUUCAGAAAGUGCUGGGGGGAGCAGUGAGUCCCGGUCCAUGGACUCACCCACUGCAAGUCCUGGAGACUUCAAGAGGAGAUUACCCAGAACCCCCUCCACAGGCACCAUGUCUUCUGCUGAUGAUCUGGAUGAGAGAGAGCCUCCCUCGCCCUCUGAUAAUGGUUUAAGUGAGAUAGUAAUAGAGACAGCCAGCUCCCCAGGUCCCUUCAGAAACACCCAAAUGUCCAAGGCAGCUCAAACACACAAGCUGAGGAAGCUCAGAGCACCCUCCAAGUGUCGAGAGUGUGAUGGCCUGGUGGUGUUUCACGGAGCAGAGUGUGAGGAGUGUUCGUUGGCCUGCCACAAGAAGUGUCUGGAAACCCUGGCCAUCCAGUGUGGCCAUAAGAAGCUCCAGGGGAGGCUUCACCUGUUUGGCAUCGACUUCACACAGGCAGCAAAGAACAGCCAGGACAGGAUCCCCUUCAUCAUCCGGAAGUGCACAUCAGAGAUUGAGAACAGAGCGCUCAACAUUAAGGGCAUCUACCGUGUGAAUGGUGCCAAGUCUCGGGUGGAGAAGUUGUGCCAGGCGUUUGAGAAUGGCAAGGACCUGGUGGAACUCUCUGACCUUUAUCCCCACGACAUCAGCAACGUACUCAAACUGUACCUGAGACAGCUUCCAGAGCCGCUCAUCCUGUUCCGCUUCUAUAACGACUUCAUCGGUUUGGCCAAGGAAAGCCAGAGUAUCAUCGUGGAGGAACUGGAGGCGCUGCGCCUCAGUCCCACCCCAGUGACCCCGGCCCAGGUCAGCGUGGAGCUCAACCGAGUCCUCUUCAAGAUCAAAGACCUACUGAGGCAGCUGCCACCUGCUAAUUACAAGACACUGCAGUUUCUCAUAGAGCAUCUGCACCGGGUCACAGAGCGCUCAGAGGAGAAUAAGAUGACUGCCAGUAACCUGGGUAUUAUCUUCGGCCCGACGCUGAUCAAGCCGAGGCAGGCAGACGCUGAAGUCUCCCUCUCCUCUCUGGUGGAUUACCCCUAUCAGGCACUCAUUGUGGAGCUCCUGAUCAGACACUAUCAGAUGGUCUUUGACACCCCCCUCAGUCCCCUAAGCAGCACGUCGCCUACAGAGGUUGAUGCUCACCCCCGUCCUGACACCCGCCUCACCCACCAGGAGAAGGAGCAGCAGCUGAUCAGGCACUCCAAGUCUCUGGGGGAUAUUAAGGAGCAGAGCUCCAAAGUGUAUAAGAGGCAUUCCUCCAUUAUUCCUUCUUCCCACCUGCUGGCUGAAGUUCAGGAGAGCAUGCCGAGCCACGACGGAAGCGACUUUGAACCUGCGGAUGAAGUGGAUUCAGAGGCCCUCAAUGGGGUUUUAUCAUCAAGUCUCUCUGAAGUCCUGAAACCCGGUGAGAGAGGGCUCUGUCGCUCACAGCACAUCACCGUUGCCAGAGUCCAACUUCGACACCCUCGCAACAAACUCUCGUCCCGGCCCGUCAGCAUGCCAGCUGAACGGAUACUGAGGAGAGGCCAAGUUGAUGAGAAUAACACCCGGAACAGCACCGACCAAGAUGUCAGGAAAGGAGGCAGUUUUGACCAGUCCAUCGAAGAGGUGGACGAAACUGAGAAUACAAAACUGCGAGUGGCCACACAUUACCGGAGUACAUUUAUUGACACCCAGACGUUACGCAGAACUUGGGACAAACAGUACAAACACGAUGUUGUUUCUCGGACCGUCAGAAUUGUGGCCAAUUCGUCCACAGAGAGCGCAGCAGUGGAUGCUAGCAGCUUAUCGUCUUCUGUACCAUCAGCCCUCUCCCUCGAAACUACAGGGAGCUCUAUUAGCACCAUCUACCCCAGCCGACCUUACACUGUCGCAGUGCGACCCAGCAGGACCUUAAGGAGGGAGGACAAUGUAACUAAGUAUAGCCCCAUCACAACAGCUUUUAGGGCUCCCAGGACUCUCCAGCCUCCCCCAGGAACCUUCUAUAAGCCUCCGUCAGGGAGCAAAGCUAAAGCGCAGCAGAACUGUGCAUUGGCUAACAGCGCUGAGGAAGAAGAGGAGGAGGAGGAUGACGAUGAGGAGGAGGAGGAGGAGUUGGGGAUUGAGAUAGAAGUGUCUGUAGAUGAGCCUCUUGAGGAGGACAAUGAGGCCGAGCAAGUGGCUGUGUCUCAGUCUCCGAGCUCCAGUCCUGAGGAACUGGGUCAAAACCAAGCCAAACCAGUGUACCAGAGACUGAGGCCCAGACACCUCCAAGAGGUCGAACAUCGAGAGGCUCAUUUUGUGUGAUCCUAUGAGAGUCACAGGCAGGAACACGGGCAGAACCAGUGCUUGACUGUGAACAGUGUGUGCCAUAUUCUGUUAGAGAGAGAAUAAAAACAUCUGCAUUGACUCUGCAAAGACAAUUUCCAGAUGUGCUAUGAUUGAGCACUGUGUAGAGAAUUAAAUGUACCUUUGGUCCUCAAAAGACAAACACGAUGCACUUAAAAUGCUGUAUAUUUUUAACAUGAUUCACCAAUAUUUCAUUUUCCAAUCACUUGCUCAGUACACUCUGGCACCUGGUCAGAAUAUUUAUAAUUUUUUUGAAACUGUGCAAUUACAUUUUAUUUGAAUAUUUUGUAUAAAGUUCUUACACGCUCACUAUCUAUGUAUGUUUAUAUACCAAAAACUAUGUUUGAUUGUUACAGUAGUGCAUGUAGCCAUGACACUUACCUGACAUCAAUAUUCUUCCACAGAUCUUUUGAGUCUUGUUUCUGCUGUGAGUCAGGGCGUUUUAAACUGUUACAUUUAGGGUAUAAUUAAUCAUUAUGCUAAUAACUUGUGUUUAAUGACCCUUGUUACAUACUGUACUGAACAUUUGUAUCAGCGAUAGCUAAUGUUAUGAAGCACCAGUUGCAAAGGGUGAACAUCCACUUGUUUUUAUACUGUUGAACUUGUAUGGUGUCAACUCAAACUGUUCUGAAAAGCUUUUAGAGAUGCCAUGGUAUUAUUUUUCUUAUUUUACUGUAACAUCUACAUUUCUUAAUAGCCAAAACAUUUUCAGUUUCUUUUCUUUUUUUAAACUGAAGUAGUUUUAUCAAUAACCUAAAUCUUACAGGUUCUUUGUAAGUAAGAGGAAAUGCAUUUAUUUAAAUGGUAUCUGUUUUUCAUGAUAAUGUACAAGAUUGACAGAAUGUUGAAAAGAUCAGUGUAAAAAAAAAAAACAGGUACAUGAAAACAAACACCCUUUUGUAACUUAUUAAAAUAUAUCUGACAACUUCCA